AGGAUCACAGAUCACACCGAUCACAGUGAAUUCAUUUGGAUUACAAAUUGUAAUCGUGUUGCAAUCGGUAAUUUCGAGAAAUCGGUAUCACGGUAUCCUUCAUGCUCUGUAUAGUCUGUAUUUGAAUUAUUUACUGCAAUAGACGUCAAAAAAUUAUUGGAAUCAUUAGGCUUGUUUUCUAUUCCUGCACCAGAUUGCACUGGAACGUUCCUUCUUGCUUUCACUAACUUUCAAAUAUAUAUCUAUUUCAUUUUAAGUGCACACUAAUUUAGGGAGUUCAGGAACAGAAAACAAACGGAUUGUUAUCGUUUUGCUAUUUGUUAUUUGUAAUCCUUUUGCGACGAGAGUGUCGAAUGUUAUCUCGUGUAAAAUGGCUAAUACUGAAAUAAUGUGCAAUGAUUGUAAUACUAUAGUAAACAUUGGAGAAGAACACGAAUGUAACAUAGGAGAUAACAAUGUUUACGAUGAUUAUAACGAAAGGUUAAUUGCAGAAGUCUUUGUAAGGGAAGGCUUAUGGAAUUCCAAAUUGCCUUACAAGUUUAGAGGUCCAGCACAUUUGAAAACAUUAUUGUGUGAAGUUGAUACUUGCUUAGGAACACCUGCUGGAAGUAGCCAAAUAAAAUGGAAAAGUUUAAGGGAUCGCUUUGUCAGAGAACAUUCUUCCGUAACAACUUAUAUACCAAGUGGCAGUGGAGCUAUGAAAAAAAAGAGUAAUUGGCCAUAUGACACCUUACGUUUUCUAAUUCCAACAGUGAAUUAUAGAAAAACUAUAAGUAAUCUGGAAAACAUAAAUCCAGAUUUUCAGUCUGAAAGUGAUACACAGUUAUCACUUUCAGAUGAAUCUAGUCUCGCUGGUACCUCUAAUAAUAAUACAUAUAUAAGAAAAAAAAUAAACAUCGCUCAGCAAGUACAAACAAAACGAAGUUUACUAAAGCCACAAACAGCGUUGCAACAAAAUUGUUUCAAUGCCGAAAUUUCACAAACAGCCAAAGAAUCACUUCGUUCGCCUCAACCUUCAAAAUAUAGAAAGAAACAGAAAGUUACCGAAAAUGUGGACACGCAUUUGGAGGAAGUUCUUUUAAAGGAAUUGAAACAUACAAGUGAUGUAAAACCCGAUAAAAUAGAAAGCUUCUCAAAAUAUGUUGAAGCGUGUCUGAGAAGCAUGACUUUGGAUGUUUCGAAACGAGUAAUGAACAAAAUUUCAAUGUUACUUAUUCAAGAAGAUAAUUAAGAAAACAAUGUCUUAAAUGAUAUCCUCAUGACACAACACUUAAUGAAAAAAGUUAAUUGGUUUUCUUAAGUUUUUAUUACAAAAUUUAAUUUUUGAAACGACUUCAAAACCAUCUUGGUACAAAGUUUAGUUUAGCCCCGAUAGAAAUAAAAGGAUAACAAAUAUACAGAAGUUCAAGACCGUUGCAUUUGGAAUUAACGGCUGUUUCCACAAAGAUUCGUGAGAUUAUUCGUAAAAUUGGAACUUUCUAACAAGAAUUGUGAACUGAUAUAUGUUACCUAUUUACAAGUUGCUACGUUCCAUUUCCUUUUUUUUCUUCAAGUGACGUCGAACACGUUUGAUACUCCGUGUAAUCAUCAGUUAAAAUAAUAGUUGAAAAAACUGUAAAAACUUAAAAAAA
Molecule: messenger RNA, 1631 nt
Organism: Solenopsis invicta (red fire ant)
Lineage: Eukaryota; Metazoa; Arthropoda; Insecta; Hymenoptera; Formicidae
Exons: 6
Coding region: 371-1231 (286 amino acids)
Biological process (GO): regulation of transcription by RNA polymerase II
Cellular component (GO): nucleus; transcription regulator complex
Source: RefSeq, a predicted model, not a curated record